Molecule: messenger RNA, 1505 nt
Organism: Populus nigra (black poplar)
Lineage: Eukaryota; Viridiplantae; Streptophyta; Magnoliopsida; Malpighiales; Salicaceae
Product: extensin
Exons: 2
Coding region: 49-1155 (368 amino acids)
Biological process (GO): plant-type cell wall organization
Molecular function (GO): structural constituent of cell wall
Source: RefSeq, a predicted model, not a curated record
UUGCCUAAGAAGCAGAACAAGAUCAAUUUUGUAGUGAAGUUGGCAAAAAUGGGGUCUCCAAUGGCCUCUCUCCUUGCCGCUCUUUUAGUGGCAACAAUCUCUCUCAGCUUGCCAUCAGAAAGCACAGCAACCUACAAGUACUCCUCUCCUCCACCUCCUAAGAAAUCCCCUCCACCACCACCUCCUCCUUAUCACUACAAAUCCCCACCACCUCCUCCACCAGUGCAUAAACCUCCACCAACGCACCCUUACAAGUACAAGUCCCCACCACCUCCUCCACCAGUGCAUUCUCCUCCUCCACCACCACCAACGCACCCUUACAAGUACAAGUCACCACCACCUCCUCCACCAGUGCAUAAACCUCCACCAACGCACCCUUACAAGUACAAGUCCCCACCACCUCCUCCACCAGUGCAUAAGCCUCCACCUCCACCACCAACGCACCCUUACAAGUACAAGUCCCCACCACCUCCUCCACCAGUUCAUUCUCCUCCACCACCACCACCAACGCACCCUUACAAGUACAAGUCCCCACCACCUCCUCCAGUGCACUCUCCACCACCACCAACGCACCCUUACAAGUACAAGUCUCCACCGCCUCCUCCAGUGCAUUCUCCACCCCCUCCUCCAUCGCCAGUUUACAAGUACAAGUCUCCCCCACCACCUCCGCCAGUUCACAAGUCACCACCCCUACCACCCAAGAAGCCCUACAAGUAUAAGUCUCCCCCACCACCUCCACCAGUUCACAAGUCACCACCCCUACCACCAAAGAAACCCUACAAGUAUAAGUCUCCUCCUCCUCCAUCGCCAGUUUACAAGUACAAGUCUCCCCCACCACCUCCGCCAGUUCACAAGUCACCACCCCUACCACCCAAGAAGCCCUACAAGUAUAAGUCUCCCCCACCACCUCCACCAGUUCACAAGUCACCACCCCUACCACCAAAGAAACCCUACAAGUAUAAGUCUCCCCCACCACCUCCAGUUUACAAGUCACCACCUCCUCCUCCUCCUCACAAGAAGCCAUACAAAUAUAAAUCUCCACCACCUCCUACUCCAGUUUACAAGUACAAGUCUCCUCCACCACCACCAGUACACAAGUCUCCUCCACCACCUCAUUACAUUUACAAAUCACCCCCUCCACCUCACCAUUACUAGAUCAUGGCGCUCAUAGUUUCAAGGUAAAGGGAAGAGUAUCAUGCAAUAAGGAAAAGGAUAUUGCGAGCAGAGCUAGCCUUGCAAGGAAGGAAAGGAUAGCUAAUGCGUUUAACGGAGCAAUCUGUGUUUUAUUUAGAAGAUGAAUAAAAAUACGUGUAGUAGAAUUUCCUCAUUUUCAUGUACUAUUACAGAGUUCCGGUGAUCGGUUUGCUUAUUUGGUUUGUCGAAAAGUAGCUUAUAUAUAUGUAUGUGAUUUUCAACCUUUUGUGUGCUGUUGCAUGCAUGGUUGUUCAUAUGAAGUAGUAAAAUUAAUAAAAUAAUCUUUAACCAAAACAGAAGGUUACGCUUCA